Messenger RNA from Ochlerotatus camptorhynchus, 5504 nucleotides. RefSeq names its product ATP-binding cassette sub-family G member 1-like. Gene Ontology annotation, biological process: transmembrane transport. Bases 1345 to 3987 code for a protein of 880 amino acids. Gene Ontology annotation, cellular component: membrane. The record is from RefSeq and is a predicted model, not a curated record. The transcript has 8 exons. Lineage: Eukaryota; Metazoa; Arthropoda; Insecta; Diptera; Culicidae. Gene Ontology annotation, molecular function: ATP binding; ABC-type transporter activity; ATP hydrolysis activity.
GAGCAGUUCGCCAGACGGUUAGACCGAAAAACUGUCCUCGUAGUCGUUUUUUUUUCGGGCCAACAGACGAACGGGAUCCGGACUCUUGUUCUUUGCUCCGACGACGGUCGUCGUGUGUGCGUGUGAGCAAAAGCAAAUGUCAAAAUUCAGUCAUCCGCAAACCUAUGGUUACCAAAAUUCGGAGGAACCAUCUUGUUGGUGAUCUUCUGCCAAGGGGGAUCGGCAAGUGAGUGAGAAGAUCGAGUCGCGUCGAAUAAUAACCCCCAUUUUCGGUUUAUUCGCCUUGCUACUGCUACUGAUGAUGAUGGUAGAUAAACAGCAGUCAGCAACUGCCUAGAUGCAAUCGGAAGAAAGUGACCAAGUGGAAGAUUUUGCACACUGCAAACUCUCGUCCGAACAGACGAUGACCUUUCUUCGAUUGUGCUGGACAUUAUUGGAUCGUCAGUCGACACUGAUGCGUGGAAUUUAACUCCUAUCAAAUUUGAAGGUGAAAUAUCGUGCUUGGAAAAGCUAGUGUAGGAAAAAAAUCUGUAUUUAGGUUAAAAAUAGAAAAAAUUGUGUAUGUUCCCCUUGAGCUAGAUGGGGGUAAACCAACCGACCAAAUGAUAUUCCCAAAUCGGAUCCAAUCAACGUAGUGUUUUUAGUGAAAAAUUCAAUUGUGCCCCGUCGGAGCUUAAGUGGAAAAAAAAUCCUCAUCUAGCAAAAAAUGAAAUCUUCAUAGAAAUCGAUCCCGGGUUCUCUGGGGCGGCUGAUAUUCCCUGUCUGUAGGGGUGUGUGUAUGUGUGUACAAUUCGAAGUCCUACAGCAAGGAUUUGGGGUGGAAAAUUGUGGCCUGCAAAUCGUCGAGUUUUCACAGAGAGUGAGAGUGAGAACGAACUCGUCCUUUUCUCGUAUCUGACAGCGAGAAAGAGAGUGGAAGAGCGAAAGUGCAAACAUAAACAUAACCAACACAAAGCAUCCGCUUGACAUAAACAUAAACAUUAGGCACCAUCUCGGCUGAGUGCACGCGUCCUCAACUGUGGAUUUGUUGGUAUAGGAUCAGGCCACCGUGGGAAGCGAGUCCUCAUCGUCAUCAUCGGCAACGUCAUCUUCGCGGGGGAACAGAAUAUUCCGCAUACCACCAUCAGCUGAACCAAACUGGCUGAAUAGCAGAACUGCAGAAAACGCAACUACCGAAAUAGAACCGGUAACCACUUGCUACUACUGCUGCUGCUGCUGCUGCUGGGAAAUGUACUGAAAGUACUGCGCAUUUAGGCCACCGAAGGCCUAUAACCAAGUGUGUCGACAGCCUAGGAGUUCCACAUACACCGCAAAACGCGUAGCCAUAAUUCUACACCGCCAUCGAUGGCCACCGAGCUCCAGAGUGGCCGCAAAACCCGAAGUGACAUCGCCAUGCAGAUUUCGUCGUCCACGGCAGCGACCGCGUCGUCCCCGGGGCACCACGAACUAACCGAACUGUCGGUGGUGGACAUCAACGCAUCGCUAGCCGCAUCGGCACCGAUGAUUUCGUCGGCGAUCUCCAGCGUCACAUCGCCGCCGCCGCCACCGCCGACGCCACUGAAUAUUUCUGCCCCCAUUGCUGCUGGUGUGGCUGGAACCGGUGCUGGCACCGGGGGCGGUGGAGGAUUUACUAAUCUAUUCAAUGUGUCCAACAGUGCCGAUCUGACGGCGGUGGCGUACAAUUCCUACACGCAGAAUGUUCGCUGCAAAUCACCGCCGACGCUGGUCGAUAAUCUCAAGAACGGAACCAUCGGGAACUCGCAAAGCGCUCUCUGCAAUGGCUCCAUCAUGACAAACGGACAGACCAAGGACUCCAACCUGCGGAAAGUCCUCAACAAUAGCGAAAAUGGACAAAAGAAGGGCAUGGUCUCGCUAACUCACCUACCAAAGAGGCCCCCGAUCGACAUCGAGUUCAAUGAGCUAGCCUACUCGGUGUCCGAGGGCCACAAACGGAGCUACAAAACAAUCCUCAAAGGCAUCAAUGGGAAGUUCCGCUCCGGCGAACUUACCGCCAUCAUGGGUCCGUCCGGGGCCGGCAAGAGUACCCUCAUGAACAUCCUCGCCGGCUACAAAACCUCCAACCUGAUAGGUUCGGUCCUGAUCAACGGCAAGGACCGAAACCUGCGCAAGUUCCGCAAGCUAUCCUGCUACAUCAUGCAGGAUGACCGGUUGUUGCCGUACCUGAGCGUACGGGAAGCGAUGAUGGUCUCGGCCAACCUAAAGCUCGGCAAGGACAUUUCGCUGCAACUGAAGAAAGAAAUCGUCGAGGAAAUCAUCGACACACUGGGUCUGCUGGAGGCGGCCAACACCCUGGCGCUGAACCUUUCCGGUGGCCAGCGGAAGCGACUGUCAAUCGCCUUAGAAUUAGUGAAUAAUCCACCUGUAAUGUUUUUCGACGAGCCAACCAGCGGACUGGACAGUGCCACCUGUUCGCAGUUGAUCUACCUGCUCAAAUCUCUGGCCCGUGGAGGCAGAACCAUUGUCUGCACGAUCCAUCAACCGUCGGCGAGAAUAUUCGAAAUGUUCGAUAAUCUGUACGUGCUGGCCGAGGGGCAGUGCAUCUACCAGGGUAGGGUAAACGGACUGGUGCCAUUCCUGGCUUCGAUCGGACUCGAAUGUCCCAGCUAUCACAAUCCCGCAAAUUAUGUGAUGGAAGUGGCCUGCGGUGAGCACGGCGACUGGAACAGUAAACUUGUGACGGCGGUCAGCAACGGCAAGUGCAACAACUACAAUCAACCGGUAUUAGCUCAAGGCAAGUCGCAGAAAAAUGUAGCACUAGAAGAGGACCAACCGGCGGAGAAAAUCGUGACCGUCCUGUCGCUGGGGGCCGGCGAAGAUGAUCUGGUUAAAGCAUCUGCGGUCGAGUUUACCACCAUCAACAUCGAACCGUUGAAUAAUGAAAGUAAAUUUUCGUCCUCGGCCGUAGUUAGCAGCAAUAAAACAACGGGUGACGACUCGGUUGGAACGAGUACGAUGGUGGUGGUGUCCUUGGGGAAAGGAACUGCCGACGGUGCCGCCGGUACUGCGUCUGCCGCCGGCGGCAAUGGAGCACCACCAUCCGUAUCCACCAAACCAACCUGCACUACGUCGCUGCUGGACUCGACCGAAAGCGUUAGCAUUGCGGUGCCGAAGAAGCUGACCGGAUUUCCCACGUCCGGCUGGAUGCAGUUUUGGAUUCUGCUGAAGCGAACCUUCAUCACCAUCAUGCGGGAUCAAACACUGACACAGAUGCGGCUGGUUUCGCACGUGGUCGUCGGCGCGAUCAUCGGCAUGAUCUACUACGACAUCGGAAACGAUGCCGCCAAAAUCAUGAGUAACGCUGGUUGCAUAUUCUUCACCACCAUGUUCACGAUGUUCACCGCCAUGAUGCCGACCAUUCUGACGUUUCCAACCGAAAUGGCCGUCUUUGUGAGGGAACAUCUCAACUAUUGGUACUCACUGAAAUCAUUCUACUUUGCGAAAACCGUUGCUGAUCUUCCAUUUCAAGUACUCUUCACUAGCGUCUAUGUCAUCGUAGUGUACUAUCUAACCUCCCAACCGAUGGAACCGAAGCGGGCCGGCAUGUUCGUGCUGAUCUGCAUCCUAACGUCGCUGGUGGCCCAAAGCCUUGGCCUGUUGAUCGGAGCCGGGAUGAGCGUCGAGACGGGAGUCUUUCUCGGCCCGGUGUCCACCAUUCCGAUCAUUCUGUUUUCCGGCUUCUUCGUCAACUUCGACGUCAUUCCCAAGUACCUUCAGUGGUUGACGUACGUCAGUUACGUGCGGUAUGGCUUCGAGGGAGCCAUGGUCUCCGUCUACGGUAUGGACCGGGAGAAGCUGCGCUGCACGGAGAUCUACUGCCACUACCGGAGUCCGCAGAAGUUCCUCGAGGAAAUGUCCAUGGACAAGGCCGAGUACUGGAUCGACGCGACGGCCUUGUUCUGCUUCUUCAUCGGUCUGCGCAUCGUUGCCUAUCUGGUGCUGCGCUGGAAACUGCAUUCCAUCCGUUAAACAGUAGUCAACCCUAUCCCGAUUAGGAUGUUUGUCUUCGUUGUCGUAUUGUUUUUGGUAGGGUAGUUUAGUUUCCAUAUUAUUUCACUAAUGAUAUGUAGUUCAUAUUAUUACGGUGAUUGAUUGACGGGAAGAACCAAUUCUGUAUUUAUUUUCUAGAAUACAAUUCAAACAUCGGGUCACACUUUGGGACGAUCGAUUAUACCUAACAUCAAACAUAAAGAAAAAGAAAACAAUUUUUUUGAUCUUUUAGGAUAAUAAUCAAUAUUCAUACUCUAGCCAAUACUAUAGGAUGUUUGCUUCGUAAAAAAAUGAGAAUUGCUGCCACCAAGUCAAACCAGUUGGGGAAAAUGGUCGUCCCAAUUUGUGCAUCAGAAGAGAACCAUAUAAAAUUGAGGUUUUUAAACCACAUAUAUCACACAAUUGCGAAUACUCUCAGAAAAUCACACAAAACACCGAGACACAUACACACAGAAAACAAUACCAGAAAAAAAAACACACACACACACAUUAAUGUAGUCUCAAAAUAUAUUCAUCCUUAGCUGUUAGGGUAGACCAAAAAAAAAAGAACUACCAAUUAUUGGUGAAUCUAGCGAUUUAGUGCGCGGUACUCGAAAUGCGGUCGAUAUAUUAAUGGAAAAAAAAAUUGCUAAAAAAUAUUGAGAAAAAAACUGAAAAUCUUUUUGCUAAAAAUUACAACAACAACAAACACACAAUAACAAAUGCAUUUUGAACUUUUCAUUAAAUCAAAGCGAAAUGACGAAGUGAAGGAACGGAAGUGGAACCAACCGAUGGCAAGAAAUGAAUUUAAAAGUGUGAUAGGAGUAUCAAAUAUUGAAAAUUGUAUGGAAGAAGGAAAAAUACCAGCGAAUAUGCAACUGAUUAUAGGGGAAAUGUAAAACCAGUAUAAAACUAUUUUUUUUUUCGGUAGGCUAUAAGCAAAAUGCGGAUGGAAGUUUGUAUCAAAUGCAUAUUUUUUGUACCAAAUUAAAGCAUAGUUUAUGAGCGAAGCAUCUUGUCUGUUCCGACGACUGCUGACGAUGAUUGGACGUUUUGGCUUCAACCUUAUCGAAUAAGUUGCCUAGAUUUUCCCUAAAUUGAUCGUGGUACUAGUAGGUUAGGUUUCUUCUUUUCGAAUAAACUAGCAAGGGAAUCGUUAUCAGUAUAGUAUUUAUGUGCAUUAUAAUAGGCAUACCUUUACGAGAGAGAGAACAAAAAAAAACAAUCUGUGACCGAGAACAUACUCAUACGAAUGAAGUGAUUAGUUUCAGUGCAUAUUUAACGACCUACCGUUCUGUCAUUAUGCGUAUUUCCAUUGAGGCGUGGUGAAUUGUGAAAUGUUGCGGAAACGGACUAGUAGACAUGAGAGUGCGAAUCUGGAGGAUGCUGUCUAGGAGCCAAGAUGCCGACAUAAAACGCAAAUAAAACACACAUUUUUUGGUGAUUUUUAGCUGCGAAUUAGUGUGAUAUGAAACUUGAUUUCACCAAUUUUUAACAUAAGAAUCAGAAAAAAAUAA